UAAAAAGAAACAGAACGAAGGAACAUCAAAAGAAAUCUUUAGCUUGAAAAUGGCGGCAUUGGCAAUAAAGAGGGCGAUAGCGUUUAGAAUCUGCAAAUCUUACCACCUAAAUAAUCUGUUGUGUAAUAACAUUUAUAAUCCUUUCUUUUCGAAUUCGCCGCCUUACAGAACCACCACCAGUUUGUUUGAUGUCAUACGCAAGGCAUUUGAUCCGGCACCUGCAUUUAGACCAGUCUAUGUAUUUAAAGGGCCUUCCAUUAGUGGACGUCGUUGGAUUCACUUUGGUCCAACGCUGAAUAAUGUUGACAAAGAUGGAGAGUCGCCACUGCAAUCUGGACAAAGCACAGUUCUUGAAGGUUCAGGUGGUAUGAAAGUAAAGAGGAAAAAGUUAAAAGGAAAACGAGCAGUUGUAAGGUGGCUAAAGUUCUUCAGGUGGAAAAAGAAGAAAGAAUAUGAAAGAAUGACAGUAGAAGAAAAACUUCUAUACAAGCUAAAUAAGGCUCGAAAGAAGGAGGAAAGAUAUGUUCAAGCAUUGGAGAAGGUUGAACCUAAGGAAUCAUCAGAAACAACUCACGAUCCUGAGAUAUUGACUCCAGAAGAGCACUUUUUCUUCUUAAAGAUGGGCCUCAAGGGCAAGAAUUAUGUACCGAUUGGAAGGCGGGGAAUAUACCAAGGUGUAAUUCUUAAUAUGCACUUGCACUGGAAGAAGCAUCAAACGGUACAAGUAGAGGUUAAGACGUUCUCGCCGGAGGAAGUCAAGGAGAUUGCUGCUGAGCUAGCUCGUUUAACCGGAGGAAUUGUGCUAGACAUUCAUGAAGAGAACACAAUAAUCAUGUACAGAGGGAAGAAUUAUUCUCAGCCACCAACAGAGAUAAUGUCACCCCGUGUCACUCUGUCACGAAAGAAGGCUUUGGAUAAAUCAAAGUACAGAGAUGGCCUUAGGGCAGUCAGGAAACAUAUUCCUAGACUGGAACAAGACAUUGAGUUGCUUCAAGCACAAGGUAGAGGAAAACCUGAAAGUGGUACUCUCUCUGCCGCAGAAGUUACGAAUGCCGACAUUGAUGCGGAAUCUGGAGUCAUGUCGAGUAUUUCUUUGGAGAAUUCAGAAAAAUUAAAAGAAAUUAUGGAGGGUGGAGAAGAAUGUGGUGAUGAGGAAUCUCCUACAGAUUUGGGAAUGGUUUCAGAUUCAGAAGAUUUAUCGGAUAUUUUUGAGACAGAUUCUGAUACAGAGACUCGAGAUGAAGCAAAACGUCCUCUUUAUAUGGAUGAGUUCGAGAAGUUCCCGACUCAAGAUAAUGGAGAACCUGAAGACUUUGAGGAGCAGUUACGCCAACUAUCUAUGGACUCCAGAAAAGGCCGGUCAUCUGAAAAAGAUGCAGGCAUACCCACCUUCGAUGAGGUUGACCGCUUGUUUCUUCGUGCUGCCUCUCUUCUAAAAAAACAGAACAGAUAGGAAAUGUUGGAAGGUUAGAAUGUUGAUUAGACAUUAAAUUGUGUUUGUUUGCUCGCAAUUGGUAUGAUCAGAGUAGUACUUUAGGCAAUAUUAUUAUAUCUGAUUAAAUUUACAUUUUGAGGUUCCGUUUCUGUUUCAGGUAACACUUUUAAAACUCCAAAACUUAAUUGUAAUUUAUUCUUAGAAA
This is a messenger RNA of Mercurialis annua (annual mercury), 1640 nucleotides long. RefSeq lists its product as uncharacterized. The transcript has 4 exons. The record is from RefSeq and is a predicted model, not a curated record. Bases 50 to 1453 code for a protein of 467 amino acids. Gene Ontology annotation, molecular function: RNA binding. Lineage: Eukaryota; Viridiplantae; Streptophyta; Magnoliopsida; Malpighiales; Euphorbiaceae.